AAUAGUAGCAUAAUGAACAAAUUACUUCAAAGAAGUGGAGGAAUCCCUUUUGUGAAGUGUGAUUAGAAUGGUAAAAUGGAAAAGUGUAAUGUAAAUGAAAUGAGAAGUGAAAAUGAGUAUGUAGUGUAUUGUGAUUAAACAAUAGGAUUUUUUUUUAUGUAAUAUUGUUUUAAAUUACUGAAUUAACAAACUUUGGAAAGAAAGUUAUAAUGGCAGGAUUUGGUGUCAUUGUAGAAUUUUCUCGAUCAGAAUUCACAAGUGCAGAUAAUCUAAGCUGCUCUGGAGUGUAUCUGGGGAAUGGGUUUGUUCUCUCACAUGGCACAAUUAUCAUUGAUGUUAUCAAGAACAAAUUGGGUAAAGCCCUUCUCCAAGAAAUCUUAAGGAAAGGUUUUAUAGACUAUGAAAAAGAUGCAAUCUUGAUAACUGAAACCUUCCAAGCAACAUGUUCAGAAUUCCAAAUAUUUUUUCCUGCUGAACAAAUGAAUAGUGUGAAAGAAGAGCUUCAAGCCCCACUGAAGACCACUUUUGAUGAUCAAAGAUUCCUUCUUAGCUCAGCAUCUUCAACUGAAGCAGAAAAUGGAACUCAUGCAAGUCACUCAAGAGAGAAAACCAUUUGGGAAAAACCCAGUAAUUCCACUACAGCAAACUACAAAUCAAUGCAGACAACCCAUGGAUAUUCCUCCCAUCCAGCAUCUGUUGCCAUGGUUUUUCUCCAAGAUGGUAUAACGGAGAGCCUGUCUACCAUUAUGCCACCUUCUCAGGGGUGGAAGUUGACAGAAGAUAAAGAUGAGAAUCUUACAACUCGGUUCGAAAGAAUCCUUCUCUCAACCUUUGUAGUUCUAAAAAUAAAGAACAAUGGUCAGGAAGAGGUUGGGAAAGCAAGCAUUACAGAAUUGAUAUCUUCAGUGAAAAGAUUAGCAAACAUCACAACCAGGAGUCAAAAAGGAUCAGGUGUGUUUGUGGAGAGUUCACCAUUUGGAAGCUUGUCUCCAGAUGUAUUUCUGAAUUCCCUAAGCUAUGGCAUCAUCAGUAAUGUCUGUGGCAGUAAUGGUGAUGUGCUGUUAACAGAUGCUCGUUGCAUUAUGGGAUCAGAGGGAGCUCCAGUCUUUUCUGAUAAUGAAAAAAGAAGUCUUUGUGGGUUGGUUAUCUCCCCAUUUUGUUGGCGACAAGGAGAAUGGCUUGGACUUACACUUGUGGCAUGUGCAUAUUCUGUCCUUACCGUCUUAAUGAACCAUUUGAAGUCUGACUCACAGGAAGAGAACCGCCUAGAGUUUACUAAAAAUGUUGAGUCAAAUAAGCAGUCCACUAUGCAACUUCAUGAAAUUUCAAAUAGCAUCAGCUCAGAGCUGUUUGAUGAUAAGAGCAGUGUUGUGUCUAUGCACUGGUGUGAGAAAAUGUUGAAGAAAAGCAUGAAUGAAGGUUUUGCCAAGAUUGUGGACAGUUGCGUAGUUGGAGUACAGUGCGGUAGUGGCUGGGGGAGUGGUGUGAUAGUUAGCAAAACUCCCGGAGUUAUUAUUACUUGCGCACAUGUCAUAGCUCCAGCAAAUAGUGAUGCAGUCAAAAUUGUGCUGGCAGAUGGGUCAAAUCACCAAGGUCAGGUAGUUUUCAAGACGAGACCAGCCACCUUGACCACACAAAAUACAGGGACAAGCAGGCAGGGGAAGAGUGUGUGGGAUCUGGCUAUUAUUGUUACUGCCAAGUCUCUGCCUUCUUCCUUACCAUUAGCUACAGAAAUUCCUCCAAAAGGCUGGCCUGUUGUGGUGGCAGGAUAUGGAGUAUUCUCCCCUCAAUAUCUGCCUACACCAACUCUGUCUCGAGGGAUAGUUUCAAAAACUAUAAACUUUCCUGCUCAGUCUCUUCGUCUGAGUGAAGAUAAGGGCUUUGCAAUGGAGCAUCCCAGCAAUUCUGAGGAAACAAGUAUUUUAAUGAUAAGCAAAGUUAGGGAAGAUUUCACAGGUAGUAGUAAAAUCAAAGCUGGAUUUUUCAAUCAAUCAUCCCAAAACCUAGAACCUCACUGUGCUAGAGAAGAUGACAAAAAGCACAGUAUUGAUUCCUUUGCUGACUAUUGGACAGUAUGCAUGAAAAAUGAUCAGAUGGUACCACUGAUGAUGCAGACGACAUGUGCUGUAUAUGCUGGAACAAGUGGUGGGCCUGUUAUUUCCCUCCACCCUCAGCAUGGUUUCCAGGUUGUUGGCAUAGUGGUGUGCAAUACCCAAGACACAAAAAACAAAGCUACCUUUCCUCACAUCAAUUUGGCUGUGCCUGCCCCUACAAUAGCAAGAAUAAUGGAAGAGUAUAUCAUUUCAGGAGAUAAGAAUGUGCUGAGCUACUUAGAUAUUGAAUCAACUGCAGCUUCUCAAUUGUGGGCUUUAGGUGUCUUGCCUAAAUCGAGUUUGUAAUUGAAUUACAAAGAUUUCUUGUCCAAAUUCUUGUAUCUUCUUCCAGCUUAUUGAUACUGGGUUAUUAAAUACUUCUAAUGCA
Messenger RNA from Penaeus chinensis, 2481 nucleotides. RefSeq lists its product as uncharacterized. Gene Ontology annotation, biological process: protein processing; regulation of fatty acid beta-oxidation. The record is from RefSeq and is a predicted model, not a curated record. The transcript has 8 exons. Lineage: Eukaryota; Metazoa; Arthropoda; Malacostraca; Decapoda; Penaeidae. Gene Ontology annotation, molecular function: serine-type endopeptidase activity. Gene Ontology annotation, cellular component: peroxisome. The coding region runs from base 210 to 2399 and encodes 729 amino acids.